CCGCGGCGCUCGGUGUCGCGGGCCCGGCAGGUGGAGCUGCUGCUGGUGGCCGACGCCUCCAUGGCGCGGCAGUACGGCAAGGGGCUGCAGCACUACCUGCUCACGCUGGCCACCAUCGCCUCGCGCCUCUACGCCCACGCGAGCCUCGAGAACCACGUGCGGCUCGCCGUCGUGAAGGUGGUGGUGCUCAGCGACAAGGACAAGGGCCUCGAGGUGACCCGCAACGCCGCCGCCACCCUCAAGAGCUUCUGCAAGUGGCAGCACCAGCACAACCGCCUUGAUGACGACCACGACGAGCACUAUGAUGCCGCCAUCCUCUUCACUCGCGAGGAUUUAUGUGGGCAUCAUUCAUGUGAUACUCUGGGAAUGGCAGACGUUGGGACCAUAUGCUCUCCUGAGCGCAGCUGUGCAGUGAUUGAAGAUGACGGCCUCCAUGCAGCUUUUACAGUGGCUCACGAAAUUGGGCACUUGCUUGGACUUUCCCACGAUGACUCCAAAUUCUGUGAGGAGAACUUUGGCUCCAUGGAAGACAAACGCUUGAUGUCCUCCAUUCUCACUAGCAUUGAUGCUUCCAAACCCUGGUCGAAAUGCACUUCAGCAACUAUAACAGAAUUUUUCGAUGAUGGUCAUGGCAACUGCUUGUUGGACCAACCAAGAAAGCAGAUCCUGGGCCCUGAGGAGCUCCCAGGACAGACUUACGAUGCCAUUCGCCAGUGCAAGCUGGCCUUCGGAGAUGAGUACACAGUGUGUCCCGGCAUGGACGUGUGCUCUCGCCUCUGGUGUGCCGUGGUCCGCCAGGGCCAGAUGGUCUGUCUGACUAAGAAGCUACCUGCCGUGGAGGGGACGCCCUGUGGGAAAGGGAGGAUCUGCCUCCAGGGAAAAUGCGUUGACAAAACCAAGAAAAAAUAUUACUCGGCUUCCAACCAUGGUAACUGGGGGUCCUGGGGACCUUGGGGACAGUGUUCCCGCACCUGUGGUGGAGGAGUUCAGUUUGCUUAUCGUCACUGCAACAACCCAGCUCCCAGAAACAACGGCAGGUACUGCACUGGCAAGAGGGCCAUCUAUCGCUCCUGCAAUGUCACACCUUGCCCAGCAAAUGCUAAAUCUUUCCGACAAGAGCAGUGUGAAGCAAGGAAUGGCUAUCAAUCUGAUGCAAAGGGUGUGAAAACAUUUGUUGAAUGGGUACCCAAGUAUGCUGGAGUACUUCCUGGAGAUGUUUGCAAGCUCACCUGCCGAGCCAAAGGAACUGGCUAUUAUGUGGUAUUUUCUCAAAAGGUAACAGAUGGAACUGAAUGCAGGCCAUACAGUAACUCAGUCUGUGUCCGGGGAAAAUGCAUCCGAACUGGCUGUGACGGCAUCAUUGGUUCAAAGCUCCAGUAUGAUAAGUGCGGUAUUUGCGGAGGAGACAAUUCCAGCUGCACAAAAGUCAUGGGAACAUUUACCAAAAAGAGUAAGGGCUACACAGACAUAGUGAAAAUCCCAGAAGGGGCAACUCAUAUCAAAGUUCGGCAGUUCAAGAUUAAGGACCAGAGCAGGUUCACUGCCUACCUGGCCUUGAAAAAGAAAAAUGGUGAGUACUUGAUAAAUGGAAAAUACAUGAUCUCCACUUCGGAAACUAUCAUUGACAUCAACGGGACUGUCAUGAACUAUAGUGGCUGGAGUCACAGAGAUGAUUUCUUGCAUGCCAUGGGACAUUCGGCCACGAAAGAGAUUCUUAUUGUACAGAUACUUGCAACUGACCCAACUCAACCAGUGGAUGUCCGUUAUAGUUUCUUUGUGCCAAAGAAACAAGGGCAAAUGACUAAUUCUGUCACCAGCAAUGGCAGCACCAACAAAGUAACUCUGCAACUCAUGCAGCCACGGUGGGUUACGGGACCAUGGCUUUCUUGUUCUCGAACAUGUGACACAGGAUGGCACACCAGAACUGUCCAGUGCAAGGAUGGGCAUGGAAAAUUAGCUAAAGGAUGUCUCCUCUCACAGCGACCGUCAGCAUUUAAACAGUGCUUGUUAAAGAAGUGUUAA
Nothoprocta perdicaria is the source of this 2022-nucleotide messenger RNA. RefSeq names its product ADAM metallopeptidase with thrombospondin type 1 motif 5 (gene ADAMTS5). The annotation marks the transcript as partial. Gene Ontology annotation, molecular function: metalloendopeptidase activity. Lineage: Eukaryota; Metazoa; Chordata; Aves; Tinamiformes; Tinamidae. The transcript is spliced from 8 exons. Gene Ontology annotation, biological process: proteolysis; extracellular matrix organization. The record is from RefSeq and is a predicted model, not a curated record. Gene Ontology annotation, cellular component: extracellular matrix.